GUAGGUACAGUGUUUGUUUAAUUCCUCAGUAAAAUCUUUGAGGAAUUUAUGUGCAGUGUGGAAUAGACACUUGAGUAUUUUAUUGUGUUUUGUUUUUUGUGAAUAGAAACACAAUAUAGACUAGAGGUGUUUUAGGGGGAGGUUUUUUUUUUGUGAGGGGACUAUUUUUAUUGUUAAUAAUGACAAUUAUUAAUAAGAAACAUUACACGGUUUUUACUGUGUAUUUGUUAAUAUCGACAUGUUUCGCGUGGGAAAAUUUACCACAAAUUCCUACCGGACGACGAACACAAUUUGUUUUAAUUGAGGGCGAUGGAUCGUAUAGAUAUGGAUAUGACACGGGUAUAGAUUCUGCUGCCAAACAAGGUGCUGAUGCUUCUAAUCAAGUUGAAGGGCAUUACUUUUACACAGCACCAACUGGACAAAAGAUUGAUUUGAAAUAUACAGCUGGUGUGCAAGGUUUUGUACCAGAAGGCUUAGAUACAUUACAAAAUUCACUUGGUGCUGGAGCCUAUGUACCAGCAGCCAUUCCAAUAUUACCAAAUAUUGGUGGCCAAGGUUCUCAAGAUGAUCUUUCUAAUACCGGUGAUGCAUCAUACGCAUUCAGCUAUGACGCUGGCGAUUCAAGACGUCAAGAAAGUUCAGAUGCUGCUGGAAAUGUACAAGGAAGUUAUUCAUAUAGUAAUGCAGCUGGUUCACAUGAUUUAUCAUACAUUGCUGGCUCGCGAACUGGUUUUGUAGCUACUGGUGGUUCAUUAGCUGUACCAAACGGUUUAGGUCAAGCCGGCCCAGGAGCACCAGCAGUUCCAUUACCAAUUAUUCCAAUUACGCCAAAUAUCGGCUCAGGUGCAUCAGUGCCAGGAGUUCCAAUUCAAUCCACCGGACCAAAUCCAGAUGGUUCAUAUUCUUUCAGCUACAAUGCCGGUGAUUCAACUAGACAAGAAAGUGGUAAUGCUAAUGGAAAUGUGCAAGGAAGCUAUUCAUUCCGUAAUGAAGCUGGAAAUAAUGAUUUAUCAUACAUUGCCGGAGCUGAAACUGGCUUUGUACCAACUGGUGGAUCUUUAGCUACUCCUAAUGGAUUAGGACAAGCUGGACCAGGAGCUCCAGCACUUCCAUUACCAGUAUUACCAAUCACUCCAAACGUUGGAGCAGGGGCAUCAGUACCAGGAGUUCCAAUUCAAUCAACUGGGCCAAAUCCAGAUGGGUCAUAUUCAUUCAGCUAUAACGCUGGAGACUCAACUCGACAGGAAAGCGGUGAUGCUAAUGGAAAUGUUCAAGGAAGCUAUUCAUUCCGAAAUGAAGCUGGAAAUAACGAUUUGGCGUAUAUUGCUGGUGCUGAAACUGGUUUUGUCGCUACUGGUGGAUCUUUAGCUACACCUAAUGGUUUAGGAAAUGUAGGUCCAUCUGGAGCUAUUCCAGCUGCUACACCAAACGUUGCUACGCUUGGUGGUGCUGCACCUGAAGCAGGUGAUGAUGGUGAUGAUGGCAGCUAUAAAGGAUCAACUCCUGAAGUGGGAGACAGUGGAGACGAUGGAAGCUAUAAACCAUCAACUGUUGAUGCAGGUGACAGUGGAAGCGAUGAUGGAAGUUAUCGUCCAUCAACUAUCGAUGAAUCAGGUGUUCAGGUAGUAGAGGAUGGAAGAUACACUCCAUCAGGUAAUGAACCUGGUGAUGAUGGAGAUGAUGGAAGUUAUAAACCUUCAACUGUCGACAUUAGUCCUCCAGGAAAUGAUGGAAGCUAUACACCAAGCGCCGAUGAAAACGUGCAAGGUCCCAUUGGUCCUUCAACAGCAGAAGCAGGAGACGAUGGUGAUGAUGGCAGUUAUAAACCUUCAACUGUCGAUAUUAGUCCUCCAGGAGAUGAUGGAAGCUAUACACCAAGCGCUGAUGAAAACGGGCAAACUCCGAUCGACAAUGGAGAUAUACAACGUACAAACACUCAAGCUAAUACCGGUGAUGCUAGUUACAGUUUUUCGAUUGACACAGAUGAUUAUAAACGACAAGAAUCUGGAGAUGCCAAUGGAAAUGUUCAAGGAAGUUUUUCAUAUAGAAAUUCAGUAGGAACACAUGAUUUACAAUUUGUGGCUGGAUCUGAAACUGGUUUCCAACCAACUGGUGGUUCUUUAUCAGUUCCUCCUGGUCUCACCGAAGAUCAGUUAAGAGCUGGUGAAGCUGCAGCUAGAGCAGCUGCAGGUGCAUCUCCUCCUGCAAUCGGCGGUGGUGGAGCUGUAUUUCCACCAGUAAUUCCAAUUAAUCCAAAUGUACCAAGCACAAAUUCAUUAGAUGGCUCUGAAGAUGACCAAGCAAAUACUGGAGAUGCUAGUUAUAGUUUUACGAUCGAUACAGAUGACUACAAACGACAAGAAUCGUCAGAUGCUGCUGGAAACGUACAAGGCAGCUUUUUAUACAAAAACGCGGUAGGAACACACGAUCUACAAUUCGUUGCAGGUUCUGCUACUGGGUUCCAACCAACUGGUGGAUCUCUUUCAGUUCCUCCAGGUUUAACAGAAGAACAACUAAAUCAAGGCGCUGCUAUUGCACGAGCUGGAGCAGGUGCAGGAAGUGGAGCACCACUAAUUCCAGUACCUGGUGGAGCUGCUGGAGGUGAUCAAGCCAAUACCGGUGAUGCUAGUUAUAGUUUUACAAUUAAUACCGAUACAUACCAACGAUCUGAGUCUUCAGAUGCUACUGGAAAUGUACAAGGUACCUACGCCUAUCAAAAUUCAGUUGGAAAUCAUGAUUUAAGUUUCGUAGCUGGUUCGGCAACUGGAUUCCAACCAACUGGAGGAUCCCUUUCAAUUCCACCGGGUUUAACUGAAGCUCAACUAAGGGCCGGAGAAGCUGCUGCAAGAUCAGGUGCUCCAUUUGUGCCAACAGGAUACUUACCACCACAAGCACCAGCUUCAAGAAUACCAAUAAUUCCUGCAGGAAUUCCUUCUGGCAUUCCAGCAGCCGGUACUCCAAUUACAACAUACAGUAUUGGUACAGGAUCAGUAAAAACAUAUCUUCCACCGAACGAUCGAAAAAAAUAUGGAUAUAUCUAUGAUACAAUAUAAAUUUCAAACAAGUAUUAAAUUAAUAAAAAUUUCCAAAAUAAUA
Molecule: messenger RNA, 3096 nt
Organism: Chrysoperla carnea
Lineage: Eukaryota; Metazoa; Arthropoda; Insecta; Neuroptera; Chrysopidae
Product: collagen alpha-1(I) chain-like
Exons: 6
Coding region: 180-3053 (957 amino acids)
Cellular component (GO): chitin-based extracellular matrix
Molecular function (GO): structural constituent of chitin-based larval cuticle
Source: RefSeq, a predicted model, not a curated record